Tachyglossus aculeatus (Australian echidna) is the source of this 4580-nucleotide messenger RNA. RefSeq names its product embigin (gene EMB). The transcript is spliced from 9 exons. The coding region runs from base 13 to 945 and encodes 310 amino acids. The record is from RefSeq and is a predicted model, not a curated record. NCBI's taxonomy places the organism in Eukaryota, Metazoa, Chordata, Mammalia, Monotremata, Tachyglossidae.
CGCUCGUCCGUCAUGCGCUCCCGACACAGUCUCAUCCUCCUCCUCCUCCUCCUCCUCGGAGCAACGGGCGGCAACAGCACAGAUGCAGACUUGAGGACUCAAAUGCCCAGUCAAGAAACUGAGGAGACACACUCUAACCUUACAUUCGUGAAGCAAAGCAUAUCUCUAAUUGGGACUCCAAGUGCCUCAGUGGAAAGAAAUACGAUACUCCACAAUCCUUCUCACGUAGAACUCACCUGUAACUUUUCUGGGGAUCUAAAUUCAGUAAGAGUAAUCUGGAAGAAGGAAGGUGAACAAAUCAACAGUAGCCACAUCUUCACAAAUCAAACCGGAAAUGUCCUAUAUACGCAGUACACGUUCAAAAUCUUAAAUAGCACCCAGAUGGGAAGUUACCUGUGCAUUUUCGAAGAUGCAGAAGAACAGAGGGGCAUGUUUAACUUCAAAGUUCCUGAGGUUCAUGGAAAAGAUAAACCAUUACUCAGUUAUGAAGGGGAUUCAGUUGUCAUGACAUGUAAAAGUGAGAAUUCUGCCCCUCUUAAAUGGAUUUGGUUUAAGGCAAAUGAAAGUGGCCAGGUCCCUGUGGACACCGAAAUAAAAGAGAAGUAUGAACUCCCAAGCAAAUACGCCAACGAAACCAAGCUCAAGAUUCUGCAACUUUCAGAGCAAGAUGGAGGAUUGUACAUGUGUCAAGCCAUAUUCCCCCUGGGCGAGAGCGAAGGAAAAGUUGAUCUUAAAGUGUUGAGCUAUUUGGUACCCCUGAAACCGUUCCUUGCGAUUGCUGCUGAGGUGAUAAUAUUAGUCACCAUCAUUCUGCUCUAUGAGGUGCACACGAAGAGGAAGCAGAACACCGCAGAGGGAGAGAAAGAGUUUGAACAAAUCGAACAACUAAAAUCAGAAGAUAGCAACGGUAUAGAAAAUAAUACCACCAGGCACCGCAAGAUUUAAAUGCAUUUCAAAUAAGACUCAAACUAAAGGAAACUGUGAGUUGAAGAUUGGGAAACAUCAUUGAUCAGCAGCAAUCCCGGGAGAGUGUGUUCUGAAUGGAACAUUUAGAAAAUUUGCUACGAUUUCGACUCCGUAAGCUUGGAAUUCUUCUAAGGACGGAAUAUUUAUGCAAUAAAAACAGGUCACCAUCUCAGUGCAUAAAACUUCCUCUGUAAACGCUAUGUACUAUCUCAGUGCUUUCGAUGUCACCAUCCUAUCUAUUUCACCUGAUUUUUAAGCGAAAAACAAAUUAGCGUUUAUUCAGGUAUGCAGGUGUUGACCUUGUUUGAUCAUGUGAAAUGCCUUGGGUUUUUUUCCUAGCAUUUUCAUCUACAAUUAAAAUGACAGCAUGAUCCGAGCUUCACUUUACCCCUUUACAGUGUAGCAGGGAAGGCACCAGCAAAACUCCUCCCUGGUAGGUACAACAGAUGUUCCAUAUGAGCCUCUUUUUAACCAAAGGAAUCAUUAAACGGAAGUCUGUAUCAUGUCUGUCUCAAUCCAAGUCUAGUGUCUUCUAUGUGAUGCCUAAUAGUAACCUGAAAAAUACUGAGAUAUUACACACCAAAGACUGUAUCGUGUAUAGCUGAAUGAUAGCUACAGAAAACCCUACCUCCUGCACUUAAAAAGUUCAAAAGCCCAAAAGCUGGCUCCAUAGUCUUGGCUGUUCAUUAUGCUCAUUUUAAGUUAUCAUGCUCUCUCAAGUGUUUAGCACAGUGCUCUGUGCACCGUAAGCGCUCAGUACGUACUACUGACUGAUUGAUUCAGCCAGUGUAGUCCUAUGUGUAUAAACUGAAACCUCCUCCCCACUACCCCCUCAACCUCUAAAUCUCCACUGCCUCUCCCCUACCCCACCCAUUGUUACCUCUUCAGGACCAAGUGGUUGUUGGGUCUCGGGUUUGAAAGCAUAAAUAUAAGGAAUUUCACCCGAAGGCCUUUAUUUAUAUUAAUGUCUGUCUGCCCUUCUAGAUUGUAAGCUUCUUGUGGGCAAGGAACAUGUUUACCUACAAAAUUUAUGCUACCAGUUGGAAACACAUCUACAAAACAUAUCUGCCUACUCAGUUGUACUCUUCCCAAAUGCUUAGCACAGGAAACGCUCAGUAAAUACCAUUGAUUGAGGUGUUUAACACCGGUAGUCUUCCCUCAAGGGACACUCCCCCGAGUUGACCUCUGUCCUCAAACAUGUAGUUUUGGGAGUCACUCUUGCUUGAAUAUUGUACUCUGGCCCUGAAGACCAGGUGCUCAUGAGCAGGUAAAGUGUCUUCCAACUCUUGUACUGUACUCUUUCAAUGCUGAGUAUAGUACUCUGCACAUAGUAAGCGCUCAGUAAAUACCAUUGGUUGGAUGAAAUAUUGCCCCUGCAAGCAGGGCUAUCACACAUGUCAAAAACUAUCUUGUCAGGUUCUUGGCCAUCAGAAUAUGAGUUCAGAGUCUACUGGUAGCCCCAACUUCUCCUACCUACCAGAGCCGUUUCCCAGGUGCUAUUUUUAUCCACUCUUAAUGAUCUCUUAUAUCCGUGGCUUGUCUGAACAUCUGAAAAGUACCUGACCUCUGGAAGUUUCCAUCAAAUCUUGAUAAGUGGAUGUUUUAAAGGAUCCUCUCAUAGAACAGGCACGUGAGCAAAGGAUCGUUUUCUUUUUGGAGGAAGUCCUAAUGAUCCUAAAAUUUGUUUAAAAAAUCUGGAUCAGGUAUAAAGCCGAUCUGAUGCCCGAGUGAGAUUCACAAUGAUUGUGGAUGUGGUAUAAACCUUUGUGUAACACUUUAGGGAUUUGGUGAAAUGUUUCUAACUGAAAGCAAAAAUGGCAUGUGGAUAUUUAAUGGUCAUGUGAUAAGAUUUGGUGAUAAGGAAAAGAUUAUAUCCUAUAGAUCUCCAUUUUUAUCUUGUUUGUAUUUGAUCCGACUUUGUUGUGAAAGGAUAUUCUAAUGUGGUGGCUUGUCUUUCAUCUGAAGUACAUUGAUUGCUAGAGCUAUAAAUGAUAUACAAGGUUAAUAUUCUUCUACAUAAUGGCUCUUGAACUUUGUUUACUCUCAAAAGCCAGUCUUUGUGGUAGUUAUUCAAUGUGAUUGUUUCCGUGCAGAUGAACUAUAGACUGUAAACUCAGUCGUGGGCAGGGAAUGUGUUGUUUAUUGUUAUAGCGUACUCUCCCAAGUGCUUAGUACAGUGUUCUGCACACAGUAAGUGCUCAAUAAAUGUGAUUGAAUGAACUAUAGAAACAAAAUGUGCUACAGGCUUUAGGCUAAACCUUUGAGAGCAGCUGAGAACAUGCUGGUUCCAGUUUUGGUUUUACAGUCACAAGUGGCUUUGACCAGGUUGGGUUCAAUAGAACAGUGGCACCAGAGAAACGGAACCUUCACUGAUGUUUUAUUCUUCAUUUUAGCCGUACUUAUUUCGAACUCAGUCAAAUUAGAGUUUGUCAAAUUAGAGUUUGAACAUGUAGGAGGAUAAGUUGGAUUUAAGGUGCAGGGCCUAAGGGACUGUGGGAAGAGGAGCCAUCUGUCUUAAAAAAAGAAAAUCAGCAUAAACCAGCUUUAGGAGAUGUCGGUGUUUUAAAAAUCACAUCAUCUGAUCAUAAUAAUAUUAAUGGCACUAGAUAAACACGUGAUAUGUGCCAUGCACUGUUCUAAGCACUGGAGUAUAUACAUACAAGGUAACCAGGCUGGAUAUGGUCCCCAUGUCACAUGAGGAUCACAGUCUAAAUCAGAGGGAGAACAGGUAUCAAAUCCCAUUUAACAGAUGAGGAAAUUCAAGCACACACUGUAUGUGCUCAAUAAAUAGGAUCGAAUGAAUGAGUGAGACCCAAAUGUCUCGCCCAAUGUUCCCCAGCAGAUAAGUGGCAGAGCUGGGAAUAGAACUCAGUUCCUCUGAAUCCCACAAUGCUUUGAACAUCAAAUCUCUCUGCACAGACUAAGCACGUUCAGCAGAUAUCAUGGAGUGAGAAUAGUAAAACGAGUAUCUCCCAAUUGGCUGUUGACACUGGCAUCCCUUCUUCUCUUUCUCCAAACUUUCAAUUUGUGUCUGAUCGAGCUUUCUCACACUCUGGUACAAGGAGGUUGCUGGGAGAGAUCUCUUAUUAACCUACAACAGUGUUACCGUAGUCUUUCUCCUCUCUAGUCCAUAAAACUUGAUUUUAGAUUGUGUAUUUUGCAUUGAAAUUUGCUUUCUAUAUGUUUCUUCAAAUAGCCUACCCAGCAUAGGUGGCGGAUUCUUUUAAUUAGAAUCCAGGAUGAAUCAAACAAGAGACAUUACAGUUGAUGAGCUGGGGAUCGAGUUCAUGCAGUUUCUAAAAAUGGAAAAUUAUGUACCAGUUAAACAUAUGGGAGGAAUGACAAAUAUGUUAUUUUUGUUGCAUCUUUUGAAAAAAAUGUGCCUAUAAUCAUUGCUUUAUAACCAGGGGCUGCUAAAUGUUACAGUUGUUCUUUAUACUUGUCUUGAUUGAUGUUUUCAAUGUAGAUUGUUUAUCAAUUUCUUUGUGUAUUUUUUCAGUUAUUCAGAAUCUAAAUACCUGCUGGUUUUCCAGAUGUUUCAGUCAUAUAUACAAAGGGGUCUGUGGCAUGGAAACUGAAAAUACUUAAUAUGCAAUUAAAUUCAGUAAAACCAA